Messenger RNA from Lonchura striata (white-rumped munia), 3616 nucleotides. It is a transcript of the gene SNX9, whose product is annotated as sorting nexin 9. The record is from RefSeq and is a predicted model, not a curated record. Gene Ontology annotation, molecular function: phosphatidylinositol binding; protein binding. NCBI's taxonomy places the organism in Eukaryota, Metazoa, Chordata, Aves, Passeriformes, Estrildidae. Gene Ontology annotation, cellular component: cytoplasmic vesicle; plasma membrane. Gene Ontology annotation, biological process: endocytosis; mitotic cytokinesis; endosomal transport.
AGGAGCCGCCUGCGCGGCCCAGCGGCGGCGGGCGGGCCGGACACACCGACCGAGCGGCCGAGCGGGCGAGCAGCCGCGGCACGGAGCGAGGGAGGGAGCGCAGAGCGGCAGCGCAGCCCGCGCCGGCAGCGCCAUGGCCACCAAGGCUCGUGUUAUGUAUGAUUUUGCUGCUGAGCCUGGAAACAAUGAGCUGACAGUCAGUGAAGGGGAGAUCAUCACAAUCACCAACCCGGAUGUUGGUGGAGGCUGGUUAGAAGGAAAAAACAGCCAGGGCGAGAGAGGACUUGUUCCAACAGAUUAUGUUGAGAUUAUAACCGAAGGUGCAAAAGAUAGCCUUAGCUGUGGUAACUCAUUAGCUGAUCAGGCCUUUUUUGAUUCCCUUUCUUCAAAUACAGCUCAGACCAACUCUGCUGCCAAAAGCAGUAAUCAGGCAAGCAUUGCCAAUGAUCCUUGGUCCAGCUGGAAUGUUGGGAAGUCUGGGAACUGGGAUAAUGGAAAUGCUGUUGACAGCUGGGCAACAAAAUCUGAAAGUGCACCUGGCCAGAGAAACAGCACUUCAAAUAACUGGGAGGCGGCAGCAGCAUUUGGUCAUCCACAGGCAUAUCAAGGACCAGCAGCUGCUGAUGACGAUGAUUGGGAUGAUGACUGGGAUGACCCAAAAUCAGCUUCACCAUCGUACCUUGGUUACAAGGAGACUGAGGCAUCAGAGGCUGGGGGGGUCCAGCGUGGAAAUUCUCGUGCAGCUGCUAUGAAGCUACCACUUAACAAGUUUCCUGGAUUUGCAAAACCUGGAAUGGAACAGUAUCUGUUGGCAAAGCAGCUAGCAAAACCCAAAGAAAAAAUUCCCAUAAUUAUUGGCGAUUAUGGCCCAAUGUGGGUAUAUCCUACCUCUACAUUUGACUGUGUGGUGGCAGAUCCCAAAAAAGGUUCUAAAAUGUAUGGUCUCAAGAGCUACAUUGAGUAUCAGCUGACCUGCACUAACACUAAUCGGUCUGUCAACCACAGAUACAAGCACUUUGAUUGGUUGUAUGAGCGGCUCCUGGUUAAAUUUGGAUUAGCCAUUCCAAUCCCUUCUCUUCCAGACAAGCAAGUAACAGGGCGCUUUGAAGAAGAAUUUAUCAAAAUGCGCAUGGAGAGGCUGCAAGCUUGGAUGACGAGAAUGUGUCGCCAUCCUGUUGUGUCAGAGAGUGAAGUUUUCCAGCAAUUUCUCAAUUUCCGAGAUGAGAAGGAGUGGAAAACUGGAAAGAGGAAGGCAGAAAAAGAUGAAACUGUAGGAGUCAUGAUCUUUUCUACAAUGGAACCAGAAGCUCCUGACUUGGACAUGGUAGAAAUAGAACAGAAAUGUGAUGCAGUGGGUAGGUUCACCAAAGCAAUGGAUGAUGGAGUUAAAGAGCUGCUGACAGUGGGACAAGAGCACUGGAAGAGGUGUACAGGGCCACUACCCAAGGAAUACCAGAAGAUAGGAAAAGCAUUGCAGAGCCUGGCACUGGUCUUUAGCACUAGUGGAUACCAAGGAGAAUCUGAUCUCAAUGGAGCAAUAACAGAAGCAGGGAAAACUUACGAAGAAAUUGCCAGUCUUGUAGCAGAUCAGCCAAAGAAAGAUCUCCACUUUUUGAUGGAAACAAAUCAUGAAUAUAAGGGAUUUCUUGGUUGCUUCCCUGACAUCAUAGCAGCACAUAAGGGAGCAAUAGAAAGAGUGAAGGAAAGUGACAAGUUAGUUGCAACCAGUAAAAUAACACCACAAGACAAACAGAACAUGGUGAAACGUGUGAGCACCAUGGCUUAUGCACUACAAGCUGAGAUGAAUCACUUCCACAGUAACCGGAUCUAUGACUACAACAGCGUCAUUCGUCUCUAUUUGGAGCAGCAGGCACAGUUCUAUGAAACGAUUGCACAGAAGCUGAGGCAGGCACUCAGCCGCUUUCCUGUGAUGUAGAGAAUAAGAAGUAUUCAACAAUAUAGAACAACUCCAAAGUGCUUUUCUGAUGUGGGGGCAAUGCUAAUAAAAAGUUAUUAGCCUUUGCAAAAAAAAAACAAAACCCAAAAAACCCCAAACCAACAAGAAUCAGUUGCAAAAAAAAGUAUUAUUUCAAAUUUUACUUUAUUGACCUAAGUCAUACAAUAAGGCUUUUCUGUCUUGAAAGCUCUCCCAUUUGUUUUAUCAUUAUUUAAAUUAAAACAGCUGUGUAAUGCUGUCAGUUAUAGGGAUCUAAAUUAUCAAACUGAUAUGUUGCCAUGGACUUCACAAAGACUUGUUUGUCAGAUGUUCUUCCAAAAAUUGUGGAUCCACACCAGAGCGAUGCAUUUGUAGCUUUUUUUCUAAAUGGGAAAGCAGACAAACUUAAGAAGUUGACCUAAUACUCAUUAUAUUCAGUUGAGCUCUCCAGCAAUUCAGUAACCAGGAGGAAUUAUAUUCAUGUAUGUUUCUGGCACAUGGUUGUGAUAAUCUCCUGAAUGAAUGCUUUGUUCUUAAGUUUUUCUUCCCAUAUGCAGCCAUGGCAUCCUGCUCUCAGUAUGACUUCUGGUAAAUAUAAAUCAUUCUUCCCUCUCUUCUUUUUCCUUCUAACUAAAUCUAGUUCUUGUGGCGCAUCACCUCAGAGCUUAUGUCAGGCUCACUUUUUCACUAUGCACUGUGUAAGAAGACAAAGUCCAAACAAGGAACGAGCCAUUCAGGAAAGUGUGAAAAAUAGUUUUCCAUACCAGCACUUUGACACCCCCAAUGUCAUGCCAUAAGGCACUGAUGUUUCUCAGUGCUGUACAGGGCCAGCUUCCCCUCUGACAGUUUGUAGUGUUUCAGCAGAGGGGACAAUGCCACAUCUAACCCCAACUAGUAGACAUCCCCAAAUUCCAAUUAAGCUCAGGUCUUCAUGUAGUAGUAGGGCGUGCUAUUGGUUCAGGUUAACUUUUUGUUGCCUUCUAAUGCAAACUCAAAGGCAACAAAAGUACUGAAUAACAUCAUUAGUUAUUACACAAACUCUGUUCUUUGAGCAUCAUCUUUUAUCAAGUGACUCAGUAUCCUCCUCCAUACUACUGAAAUACCAUUUGAGGCCUUGGCUUUUCACAGAAUCAAACCAAAAAAAGUCACCAUCAACUGUGAUCACAAUGGGCACCAAGUACAGUAAUUAAUUUCUUGCCAUAAGCAAGCAGGAAAGCCAAAACGCAGUUUCUACUAGAAUGUGCCUAGAAAAUAAAUAUUUUAGUUUAAAAAAAAGGCAUUUUACCAAUAAGCCAUUCUAAGUGACGGGUACAGUCUGCCAGUUCAAUAGUUGCCUUACUCUGUUUUGCAUUGGUGUUAUAUUUCUGUGCUAGAAGGAAAAUCUCGGUCUGCCUGAAUAACCUGAAACCAAACCAAACCAAACCAGACUAAGCCUAAGUCUAGAUGCUUCUCAGUGUCAUGAGUUUUGUUCACCUUUUAUAAACCUUGUCUUUUUCUUCUCCCAAUUUUAGUUUGCUUCCAAAAUUCCAUAGUGCAGUGUUGUUUGAUACAGCCAUUUAAAUAUGUACAAAUUGUAAAGAAUGUGUAUAAAUGUUUUACACCAAAUGUAAGAUCUGCUUGCAUGUAGAAGCAGCUUAUAUAAUAAAUUGUUACAAUGUGUACAGUAAAUUCUGAAAUCAC